Messenger RNA from Drosophila sechellia, 3760 nucleotides. It is a transcript of the gene Hem, whose product is annotated as Nck associated protein 1 Hem. Gene Ontology annotation, biological process: neuron projection morphogenesis; cell morphogenesis; cell migration. Bases 199 to 3579 code for a protein of 1126 amino acids. Gene Ontology annotation, cellular component: SCAR complex. The record is from RefSeq and is a predicted model, not a curated record. The transcript is spliced from 2 exons. Lineage: Eukaryota; Metazoa; Arthropoda; Insecta; Diptera; Drosophilidae.
AACGCGAAAACAAGAGGAAGAGUAAUGUGUACACUUUUGUGUCGCUCCUUUUUGGCCAAUUUAACAAUCGAAAAAGUAUAACUACCGGGCAGAUUAGCACUUGUCACCUGCAAAUUCGUCUCGCAAGCGCACACCUGUGUUCGGUGCUCCAACGGAAACCCGCCUUCAGCCAGCCGACGUCGCCAACAGUCAUCGGAUAUGGCACGCCCAAUUUUUCCGAACCAGCAGAAGAUAGCUGAGAAACUAAUCAUAUUGAAUGACCGCGGCCUAGGCAUUCUUACGCGGAUAUACAACAUCAAGAAGGCAUGCGGCGACACCAAGUCGAAGCCAGGCUUCCUCUCCGAGAAGUCGUUGGAGUCGAGCAUCAAGUUUAUCGUGAAGCGGUUCCCCAACAUCGACGUCAAAGGGCUCAAUGCCAUUGUAAACAUCAAAGCGGAGAUUAUAAAGUCGCUGUCCCUGUAUUACCACACAUUCGUGGACCUACUUGAUUUCAAGGACAAUGUCUGCGAACUGCUCACCACGAUGGACGCCUGCCAGAUUCACCUGGACAUCACAUUGAAUUUCGAGCUAACCAAAUACUAUCUGGACUUGGUAGUGACCUACGUUUCCUUGAUGAUUGUUUUGUCUAGGGUCGAGGACCGCAAGGCAGUUCUGGGCUUGUACAAUGCCGCCUACGAGCUGCAAAACAAUCAGGCGGACACGGGCUUCCCCCGGUUGGGGCAGAUGAUUCUGGACUACGAGGUCCCCUUAAAAAAGUUGGCCGAGGAAUUCAUUCCCCACCAGCGCUUGCUAACCAGUGCGUUGCGGUCGCUGACCUCCAUCUAUGCACUGCGAAACCUGCCAGCAGACAAGUGGAGGGAAAUGCAAAAGUUGAGUCUGGUAGGCAAUCCGGCCAUUCUUCUCAAGGCCGUCCGCACUGACACCAUGUCCUGCGAGUACAUAUCCCUGGAGGCAAUGGACCGCUGGAUAAUCUUUGGCUUGCUUCUGAACCAUCAAAUGCUCGGACAGUACCCGGAAGUCAACAAAAUCUGGCUCUCCGCCCUGGAGUCAAGCUGGGUUGUGGCCUUGUUCCGCGACGAGGUCCUGCAAAUUCACCAAUACAUUCAGGCUACUUUCGACGGAAUUAAAGGCUACAGCAAGCGGAUCGGAGAAGUAAAGGAAUCAUACAACACGGCUGUUCAAAAAGCUGCUUUAAUGCAUCGGGAGCGGCGCAAGUUUCUGCGAACAGCCUUGAAGGAGCUAGCUCUUAUUAUGACCGACCAACCAGGCCUCCUGGGACCUAAGGCAAUCUUCAUUUUCAUCGGUCUUUGUCUUGCGCGCGAUGAGAUCCUAUGGCUCCUCAGGCAUAAUGACAACCCACCUCUUCUCAAAAAUAAAGGAAAGAGCAAUGAAGAUCUUGUAGACCGACAGCUGCCGGAGCUCUUAUUCCACAUGGAGGAACUCCGCGCUCUGGUGCGUAAAUACAGCCAGGUAAUGCAGCGAUAUUACGUGCAAUACUUGUCCGGAUUCGAUGCCACGGAUCUUAACAUUAGAAUGCAAAGUCUCCAAAUGUGCCCGGAAGAUGAAAGCAUAAUCUUCAGUUCGCUCUACAACACGGCCGCAGCCCUGACAGUUAAGCAGGUGGAAGACAACGAACUCUUCUAUUUCCGACCAUUCCGCUUGGACUGGUUCCGCCUCCAAACGUACAUGAGUGUGGGAAAGGCUGCACUUAGGAUCGCAGAGCAUGCAGAUCUGGCCCGUCUUCUGGAUUCAAUGGUUUUCCACACUAGGGUGGUAGAUAACUUGGACGAAAUACUAGUAGAAACCUCGGAUCUUAGUAUCUUCUGUUUCUAUAACAAAAUGUUUGACGACCAAUUCCACAUGUGCUUGGAGUUUCCCGCGCAGAACCGCUACAUCAUAGCCUUUCCCUUGAUCUGCAGCCACUUCCAAAAUUGUACUCACGAAAUGUGUCCGGAAGAGCGACACCAUAUACGUGAGAGGUCUCUGAGCGUGGUAAAUAUAUUUCUUGAGGAAAUGGCCAAGGAGGCUAAAAACAUUAUAACCACAAUUUGCGAUGAGCAGUGCACCAUGGCAGACGCUCUGUUGCCAAAGCACUGUGCUAAGAUUCUUUCCGUACAAUCUGCUCGCAAGAAGAAGGACAAAUCGAAGUCUAAGCAUUUUGACGACAUACGAAAGCCCGGAGACGAGUCGUACAGAAAGACACGAGAGGAUCUGACGACGAUGGACAAGCUGCACAUGGCCCUGACGGAGCUUUGCUUUGCUAUCAAUUAUUGCCCCACGGUCAACGUUUGGGAGUUUGCUUUUGCUCCUCGCGAGUAUCUCUGUCAGAACCUGGAACACCGCUUUUCCCGGGAUCUUGUUGGCAUGGUGAUGUUCAACCAGGAGACAAUGGAGAUAGCCAAGCCCUCGGAGCUGCUGGCCAGCGUUCGAGCCUACAUGAACGUCCUGCAGACAGUAGAGAACUACGUGCACAUUGACAUAACACGAGUCUUCAACAACUGCCUGUUGCAGCAAACACAGGCUUUGGACUCUCAUGGCGAGAAAACCAUUGCCGCUUUGUACAACACCUGGUACAGUGAGGUUCUGCUAAGGCGUGUCUCCGCUGGCAACAUUGUGUUCUCCAUUAACCAAAAGGCUUUUGUGCCCAUUUCGCCCGAGGGCUGGGUACCAUUUAACCCGCAGGAAUUCUCUGAUCUCAACGAGCUGCGAGCACUUGCAGAACUUGUGGGACCUUACGGUAUCAAAACAUUGAACGAAACACUUAUGUGGCACAUAGCAAACCAGGUGCAAGAGUUGAAGUCGCUGGUGAACACCAACAAGGAAGUGCUCAUUACACUGCGCACCAGUUUUGACAAACCUGAAGUGAUGAAGGAGCAAUUUAAGCGUUUACAGGACGUGGACCGCGUGCUGCAACGCAUGACGAUCAUUGGGGUGAUUAUUUGUUUCCGCAACCUGGUGCAUGAGGCCCUCGUUGAUGUGCUGGACAAGCGUAUACCCUUCCUGCUUAGCUCAGUGAAGGACUUUCAGGAACAUUUGCCCGGAGGCGACCAGAUUCGGGUUGCUUCCGAGAUGGCCUCAGCAGCGGGGCUGCUGUGCAAGGUAGACCCCACACUAGCAACUACACUUAAAUCAAAAAAGCCAGAGUUCGACGAGGGUGAGCACCUCACCGCCUGUCUAUUGAUGGUCUUUGUGGCAGUGUCUAUACCAAAACUGGCCCGUAACGAAAAUUCCUUCUACAGAGCCACAAUUGAUGGCCACUCAAAUAACACGCACUGCAUGGCGGCGGCCAUUAAUAACAUCUUCGGGGCCCUGUUUACCAUCUGCGGGCAAAGUGACAUGGAGGACCGCAUGAAGGAGUUCCUUGCUCUGGCCAGUUCUUCCCUACUGCGCUUGGGCCAGGAGUCCGACAAGGAGGCGACAAGGAACCGAGAGUCUAUCUAUUUGCUGCUCGACGAAAUCGUCAAGCAAUCGCCCUUCCUCACAAUGGAUCUGCUUGAGUCCUGCUUUCCCUACGUGCUCAUACGCAACGCGUACCAUGGCGUAUACAAGCAGGAACAGAUCCUAGGGCUGGCACUCUAAAUGGAGGCGAUCUGCGCCCUCUGUGUAUUCCAAAUAAUGCUUAUGUAGUUUAUCCGCCGAUCGAUUGUCGAUCACUAUGCUAAUCUAACAUACUUUAAAACUGUUAAACAUACCCUAAUGUAUUCUAGACUCUGCAUUUUUAUACUCGUACGACUUCGAAUAAAGUGCUUAUAUAACCCAA